Tachysurus fulvidraco (yellow catfish) is the source of this 1563-nucleotide messenger RNA. It is a transcript of the gene tnfb, whose product is annotated as tumor necrosis factor b (TNF superfamily, member 2). Gene Ontology annotation, cellular component: membrane. The transcript has 4 exons. Lineage: Eukaryota; Metazoa; Chordata; Actinopteri; Siluriformes; Bagridae. Gene Ontology annotation, molecular function: tumor necrosis factor receptor binding. The record is from RefSeq and is a predicted model, not a curated record. Bases 173 to 886 code for a protein of 237 amino acids. Gene Ontology annotation, biological process: immune response.
CAUUGGACUUUCCCCCUAUUUCUCCUAUAUAUUAGUGAAGUCUGCUCCAUGAACCUAUUCAGUACAUCACGAUUCCCUUCAGAUAUAACCUUGACCAGGUUUUGGGUCUAUAAAAAGUCUGGUGUCAUUAUUAAAAUUACACUGAAGGUGAUACUAAGAGACCGAGUACAGGAUGGAGAACUACAAGGAGACAGCAGCUGAUAUAGAAGCCUCUAUGGGACAAGUUUACCAACCUACUGUGGAAGCCGUGAAGCCAUCCAGAUCUUGGAUAUGGACAAUAGUUGGGGUUGUGGUCUUUCUUUCCCUCGCUGCUGUAGCAUCUUUCUGUUUUGCAUGGCAUUUCAUGAAUAAGCAUCAAGUGGAACCUAUUAUGGAUCAGCAAAGCGCCACAAGCGCAGAUACACCAAGACAUCAGAAAUUGCUAACAGAGUUCGCCAAAAGUACAAAGGCAGCCAUUCACCUCCAUGCUUCUGGUCAUAAGAAAAGUUCUCCACAGUGGGUGAGUGGAGUGGACCAGUCAUUCACUAAAGGAGGCCUCAAGCUGGAAAACAACAAUAUCCUCAUUCCCCACGAUGGCCUGUACUUUGUCUACAGCCAGGCAUCAUUCAACCUAAUCUGCGAUGAAGAUAAUGAGAGAAACCAUCUGAGCUACAGUAUUCGGUGGUCAUCUCACACAUCACCAUCCAAAAAUAAACGCUAUCUGCUCAGUGGAGUCAAAACUGUGUGCCAAACCAAAACAGGGGAGCAGAGGAAUGUCUAUGAUUACAUCUAUCUUGGUGCUGUCUUUCAGCUUUAUGAGGGGGACGAACUGUCAACAGAGACCAAACAUCUUAAUAACAUCGAUGAACAUAGUUCCAAAACCUAUUUUGGGGUGUUUGAGCUGUAAGAACGUCAAGGCUCCUUCCUGAGAUACCUGCUGACUAAUGUGAAGAAAUUUUGUUUUAUGUUAAAACACUGAUAUUGUAUUAUUUCUCAGGGUGGUUUGUGAAAAUUAAUCACAUGAGGAAUGUGAAACGAUUUAUUUUCCUAAGCAUAAAAGCUGUAAAUGUGAUACAGUGUAUCAAAGUGCUGCAAAGUUCUCAAAUGUACCUGCUAAAUUAUGAUGUAAUACCUAGGAAUGAGAAGGAGCACUUCCUCUUUGUACUCUUCUUAGACCAGCAUGUUAAGCUUUUACUGUAUGUUAAAACUGAAAAACUGUAGCUCACUACAGAAACUGCUCAUGUACAAACUGAAUGUUGUAAUGAAUGCACUUUUUUUUUUUUUUUGGUUUAAUGUAUUAACUUAUUUAAAACAAACAUUUUAAUUUUUUAUUGUAUUUUUGAGAUUUAGGUUAUGUAUUUAUUCAUUCACACUUGCCUAUUUAUUAUGAUUAUUGUAUUUAUUAAAUGGAUGUGAUAAAAUCUACUGCAGCAGAUUUUAAGCAUAAUCUCUGUCCACAUCUUUACAGGCAGAAUUUUUGUGCACCAAGAAAGGAAUGGAAAAACUGUUUACUCCUAAAUAACUUAUAAUGGACAUCUAAGAAGUGUUGCAGUCAAUAAAGAUUUGUAUCUCUCAUGAACGUUU